AUGUAUCCCCAAACGUCUUACGCCAUCCAAAGUACAGCUGGAGCUGUUCCAGUUAAAAAUGAAAAAGGUGAAAUUUCCAUGCAAAAAGUAAAAGUUCACCGAUACAUAUCUGGCAAACGACCGGACUAUGCCCAAGAGGCGCACUCAGACAGCGACAGCAGCGACGAUGAUUUCAUUGAACGAAGAAAUCACCUAAAUUUGCCAGGAUCUCCCGAGCCUAGCCGAAAUGACAAUGAUGAAGAAGAUGAUUUGAACGAUCCCCGGUUGAGGAGAUUGAAAAUAGCUACUACUGAUGUGGAAGUACGACCUGAAAGAAAAAGGCACAUUGUCCAGCCCGAGAUGUUGGAGUCUUCCGAUGAUGAAGAACUACCGGAAGAGGUUCAUUUACCGGAAAACAAACAUACGCUCGAAGCUGGUCCAGAUGAGGACGAAUCGGAAGCUGAACUUAGCGAUACAGAAAUCGAAAGAAAGAGAGAAAUGUUGAAGCAGAAGGUAUUAACUAAGCAGGAAGAAGAAUUCAUGUUAAAAGAAGAAGAGAAAGAUGUUUCUUCCGAAGAAUCGUCCGAGUACGAAGAAUAUUCCGAAUCUGAAGAAGAAACAGGCCCUAGGUUGAAACCGGUUUUCGUUAGAAAAAAAGAACGAGUGACUAUAAUAGAAAAAGAAAAGGAGGUUUUGAAACAGAAAAAAAUGGAAGAAGAUUUGCAACACCAAGCCGAAGAACGUAGAAGACAAACACUGAAAAUGGUAGAAGAUUCGAUACGUAAAGAACAAAACAAAGACAAAACUAUUAACGAACCGCAUAUUAAUGACGUUUGCACUGACGAUGAAAAUGACGAAGUUGAAUACGAAGCGUGGAAGUUGAGAGAAUUAAAACGAAUUAAAAGAGAUCGAGAAGAACGAGAGGCUUUAGAAAAAGAAAAACUAGAUAUAGAAAAACUGAGGACAAUGUCAGAGGAAGAAAGGAGAAUCCAAUUGAGAUUGCUGCCCAAGGCUGUGACGAAUAAAGCGGUUAAAGGAAAGUACAAGUUCCUUCAAAAGUACUACCACAGAGGAGCCUUCUAUUUGGACAAAGAAGACGAUGUGUACAAGCGAGACUUUGCCCAGGCCACUCUCGAAGAUCACUUCGAUAAAACCAUUUUACCUAAAGUUAUGCAAGUCAAAAACUUUGGUAGGUCCGGCAGAACCAAAUACACCCAUUUGGUCGAUCAAGAUACGACUCAAUUCGAUUCGCCUUGGACGAUGGAAAAUGCUCAGAACAUUAAAUUCCACUCGCAACAAUCCGCUGGAAUGAAGCCGGUGUUUGAAAAACCCUCGCUUAAAAAAAGGAAAAUUCAAUGA
Molecule: messenger RNA, 1338 nt
Organism: Phyllotreta striolata
Lineage: Eukaryota; Metazoa; Arthropoda; Insecta; Coleoptera; Chrysomelidae
Source: the annotation of a GenBank genome assembly